CUCUCACAGGCCAGCCAUGUCCAGCCCGGGGCUCCUGCUCCUGCUCCUGCUGCUGGCACCACUGCCACUGCAGCCCUCCUUGCUGCCACCGCCAGACACCCCAGAGGGCAAGGCCGCCAUCACGGGCCUCAUCCUCUCUGCACUGGAGAGAGCCACGUCCUUCCUGAAGAAGAGGCUGCCUGAAAUCAACCUGGAUGGCGUGGUGGGGUUCAGGGUGCUGGAAGUGCAGCUAAAAGCCGUUCAGGAGAAAUGGGCCCAGGAUCCCCAGCUGCAGCCACUCAGCCUGCAUGCAGGGAAGCUGGUGGAAAAGCUUGGUCCUCUCCUCCACAGAUCCAUCUUCCACCUCCAGCUGAGUGAUCCCAAGUACCUAAGAGAGUUCCAGCCGACUAUCGAGUCCGGAUUUUGGAAGCUCCCACAUGCCUGGACCCGCACCAAUGCCUCCAUGGUCUACCCCACGUUCGAGCCACAGGACUCCUUCUCAGAGGAACGCAGUGACUUGUGCCUGGUGCAGCUGCUUGGAACCAGGGCAGAUGGCAGCCAGCCCUGCAGGCUGUCAGAUUUCUGCAGGACCCUCAUGACCAGGCCCGGCUGCUCUGGCUACUGCCUGUCCCACCAGCUGCUCUUCUUCCUCGUGGCCAGAAUGAGAGGAUGCACGAAGGGGCUGUUCCGCCAGAGCCAGCGCUACAUGAACCUCUUCUGCGCCAACAUGAUGGACCUGAACCGGAGGGCUGAGACCAUCGGAUAUGCCUACCAGACUCGGGACCUCUUCAUGGAAAACAUCAUGCUCUGUGGCAUUGGCGGCUUCUCUGACUUCUACAAGCUCCGGUGGCUAGAGGCCAUUCUCAGCUGGCAGAAGCUGCAGGAAGGAUGCUUCGGGAGGCCCUCUGCUGAAGAUGAAGAAUUACCUAAAGCCAUUCAUUACCAACAUCAUUUUUUGAGAAGAGUGAAGAGGCGAGAUAAACAAUUUACAGUCAAGGUCUGAUCAGGAAAACAGCACCAGGAACUUCAGCAGAGAGAACUGAAUAUAGGGAACUCAUCUCAGAAGUGCUGCAAGAGAUGAAAACAGAAAAGGUGAGAAAACACAGAGAUUAACCAUGGCAGGAAGCCACCAUCCUCCCUGGAGGCAGAGCUGGAGGGACAGUGGAGGAGAUGGGGUGAGCAAAGCCAGUAGUGGCUGGAUGAGGAGACAGAGAGGGGCAGGGGGAGGAAUACCCUAGCUUCUCCCCUCACCCAACUUGUGCCUACUGGUGGUCAGCAAGGCAGUCUGGGAAAUGUAGUUUGGAAGGGUUGGUGCACUGGGGUUUGGCGCAAAGGGAAGAAAGGGGAUCUUUGGGUCAGUGGGCAAGUGACCAGCACAGUCCUGGUGGCCACAUGUCCAGCUUAUCCCUGUUGUCCUGAAGCCAUUACGAAUAGCGCCCUCUUCCCUUCCAAACAUGUCCAGGUUGAGAUGAUUAGUUACAUGGUCAGCCCACUAAUAUAGAGAAACUGAGAAUAGGCUGUAGCUACAUUGGGAAGGGAAGAAAGGCAAGACAUGAUACAGAAGGAAGGGAUGGAGAGAGGGAGGAAGGGAGAGAGGAAGAGAGAAGGGAAGGAAGAUGAUUUCAAUUUUUUUUUACUAAUAAAAAUAUAAAUAGCUACAAGGCAAAAGCAGGAAGGGAGGUAGGCUAGCCAGCUCAGAGCAGAUGUCCAGCAUACACUGGGGUAUCAUUCCAGCAACUAAACGUCUUGCCAUCAACCCCACCACAGCCUCAUCAUCUACCUGCAGGUGAUGAGAGAGGAGAGUGAAAUUACAAUUCUGAUGGGUCCACUUUGUAGCUGCCAACAAAGGUUGGGCAGGGGAAGGGAGGUGAGUUCUCAGGAGACCUCCAGAGGCACCUUGUCCUGGCAAGGUCUGCCCAACCUAGGAACUGGGGCUAUCUACGGCCGGCAGUAGGGGGCCUGCGUGCACACUCUGGAGAGCAGGCUGAUCCCUGGAGACUGACAGCUGGACACUAGGACCAUCCUGAGGGCUGGAGAGGGAGCUGCAGAAAUCCCAAAGCCCAAGGUCCU
Molecule: messenger RNA, 2049 nt
Organism: Camelus dromedarius (Arabian camel)
Lineage: Eukaryota; Metazoa; Chordata; Mammalia; Artiodactyla; Camelidae
Gene: C24H16orf89
Product: chromosome 24 C16orf89 homolog
Exons: 8
Coding region: 17-982 (321 amino acids)
Cellular component (GO): cytosol; membrane
Source: RefSeq, a predicted model, not a curated record